CUGCUUGCGUGACUCGUAGCGUACGUGACGCCGUACCACCUCCCUCCUUCUCUCCUUUUGUGCGGUUGACAAGCUCCUUCCUUCUCGGACAGGACUGGAACACACAGAGAUAAUGGCUGUACCUCCCACUUACGUUGACCUUGGAAAGUCUGCCAGGGAUGUCUUUACCAAGGGAUAUGGCUUCGGGCUCAUCAAGCUGGACUUGAAAACAAAGUCUGAGAAUGGACUGGAGUUCACCAGCACAGGCUCUGCCAACACUGAGACCAGCAAGGUUGCUGGAUCCCUGGAGACCAAAUACAAGUGGGCAGAGCAUGGCCUGACCUUCACAGAGAAGUGGAACACUGACAACACCCUGGGUACCGAGAUCACCCUUGAAGACCAGUUGGCCAAGGGGCUGAAGUUGACAUUUGAUUCCUCUUUCUCACCGAACACUGGCAAGAAGAGCGGCAAGAUCAAGACAGGUUACAAGUGCGACCACAUCAACCUUGGCUGUGACGUUCACUACGACAUUAAUGGCACAGCCAUCCACGGUGCUGCAGUGGUGGGCUAUGAGGGCUGGCUGGCUGGCUACCAGAUGACCUUCGAGGCUGGCAGGAACAGGAUCACCCAGAGCAACUUUGCAGUUGGAUACAAGACUGACGAGUUCCAGCUCCAUACGAAUGUAAAUGAUGGCACUGAGUUUGGUGGUUCCAUCUACCAGAAGGUGAAUGACAAGCUGGAGACAGCCGUCAACCUGGCCUGGACUGCUGGAAACAGCAACACCCGCUUUGGCAUUGCCGCCAAGUAUCAAAUUGAUCCUGAUGCAUCCUUCUCUGCCAAGGUGAACAACUCCAGCCUCGUGGGCCUGGGCUACACUCAGACUCUGAAGCCAGGCAUCAAGCUGACACUCUCUGCUCUCCUCGAUGGCAAGAACAUCAACGCUGGUGGCCACAAGCUUGGUCUUGGCCUCGAAUUCCAAGCGUAGGAGGAUGAGACAGAUGCCCUUCCAGUGCUCCCUGCACACACACAUUCCCCACCAAAAAAAAAAUCCAAAUCUGUUACUGAUUAGCUAGCCCUCACAAAACCCUGUUUCCCCUAGAUGUGCUACAGCUGGAAGCAAGACAGCAUAAAGGUUAAAUCGUUCCUGAGACGAUCUACCACUUUUAAAG
Toxotes jaculatrix (banded archerfish) is the source of this 1148-nucleotide messenger RNA. RefSeq names its product voltage-dependent anion channel 1 (gene vdac1). Gene Ontology annotation, biological process: monoatomic anion transmembrane transport. Gene Ontology annotation, molecular function: voltage-gated monoatomic anion channel activity. The record is from RefSeq and is a predicted model, not a curated record. NCBI's taxonomy places the organism in Eukaryota, Metazoa, Chordata, Actinopteri, Toxotidae. The transcript is spliced from 9 exons. Bases 113 to 964 code for a protein of 283 amino acids. Gene Ontology annotation, cellular component: mitochondrial outer membrane.